This is a messenger RNA of Macroventuria anomochaeta, 2220 nucleotides long. Its product is annotated as glycoside hydrolase family 15 protein. NCBI's taxonomy places the organism in Eukaryota, Fungi, Ascomycota, Dothideomycetes, Pleosporales, Didymellaceae. Gene Ontology annotation, molecular function: hydrolase activity, hydrolyzing O-glycosyl compounds. Bases 1 to 2220 code for a protein of 739 amino acids. The record is from RefSeq and is a predicted model, not a curated record. Gene Ontology annotation, biological process: carbohydrate metabolic process. The transcript is spliced from 5 exons.
AUGUCUGUGUCACACGAUAACAAUACCAGCCCCGGCGAGCGACUCCUCCGAGAUGUCACCAACUCAUUCCCCUCCCGUCCUCGCCAGGAUCCAGACAACGGCUCAGAACUUCACAGAGAACAUAGUGAAAGAGACGAUAAGAAAGAGAAAAGCGACGAAGACAUGAUAAACCCAAAGAAAAAGCGAUUGGCCUCCGGAGGCGGACAGGGGCCAACAGACAGACGAACAGCGACAGGAUACAUGCCAAUCGAAGACUAUGGGCUCAUUGGGAAUCUGAGAACAUGUGCCAUGGUCGCAUCGGAUGGCGGGCUUGACUACAUGUGCUGGCCCAACUUCGAUUCACCUUCAGUGUUUUGCCGUAUUUUGGACAAGGACAAGGGUGGGCACUUCACCAUCAACCCGAAGCAUGACGACCUCUGCACAACAAAGCAACACUAUCUUCCUGCAAGUAACGUUCUCCAGACCCGCUACCUCAAGGAAGAGGGUGUGAUGAAUGUAGUCGAUUUCCUGCCCCGGCCGAACAACAAGGGUAUGGAUGCCGAGUAUCACGCCCAAGUCAUUGCCAGCAAACACACUGGAGACGUACCUGAGCGGUCCGACCUGAAGAGAUGGCUGAUCCGAAGAGUCGAGUGCAUGCGCGGUGAAGUCGACGUGAACGUAGAAGUUUGUCCAGCAUUCAACUACGCACAAGACAAACACACGACCGAAAUCCUCAACUAUGGCGAGCAAGGGGAGCAUGAUCAACGAGUCGUCUUCAAGUCUAAGAAUUUGUCAUUGCAGCUCAAUACGACCAUUGACUGCGGCGAAGACGACAUAGCUUGCCCUAGCCUUGCCUUCAUGAAAACACCGGGAACCAAGCUCGGAAAUGCAGUCACCACUAGCUUUCGCUUGUUCGAAGGCCAGGCUGUCUCAUUCAUCCUGAGGGAUGCCAAUGAUCAUACCCCGGAUCACAUCGACACGAACCUAGUGGACAAGCUGCAGAUGGACACCGUCAAGUACUGGAAUCGAUGGAUCGGUGGAAGCAAGUACAAUGGCCGCUGGGAUGAGGUCGUGACCAGAAGUCUGUUCAUACUCAAGAUGCUCAUCUUCGAACCCACUGGUGCCAUUGUUGCUGCACCAACUUUCUCUUUGCCAGAGGAUUUUGGAGGCUCACGCAACUGGGACUACCGUUACUCCUGGGUCAGAGACUCCUCAUUUACCAUCUACAUCUUCCUUCGUAUGGGUUUCAGCUACGAGGCGGAAGCUUACUCCAGCUAUAUGUUCCAACGUAUCGAUGAGGCCAAGGAACGGAAAGUGGGCGCUUUGCCUAUCAUGUUCACGAUCAAAGGAGAGACAGAUAUUCCGGAGAUCGAACUCGAUCAUCUGGAAGGCUAUCGAGGUAGCAGACCAGUUCGAAUUGGUAAUGGAGCUGCGUUCCAUACACAGCUUGAUAUCUACGGAGAGCUCAUGGAUGGUAUUUACCUUCUCAACCGAUUCGGCAGGCCAGUUACCUACGAUCAAUGGCUCCGCGUGCGAGAAAUUGUUGAUUACGUCUGCGGCAUCUGGAAGGAAUCGGAUAUGUCGAUCUGGGAGGUUCGUGGGCAGAAGCAGAACUUCGUGUACAGCAAGAUCAUGAUGUGGGUUGCCAUCGACAGAGGGCUGCGACUCGCAGACAAACGAAGCUUACCCUGUCCUCAUCGACAAGAGUGGUACAAAGUACGCGACGAGAUCUGCGAAGAGGUAAUGGACAAGGGCUAUAACAAAGAGCUCGACUGCUUCAUUCAAAGCUACGAAGCCACCGAAAUAUUGGAUUCGGCUGUGCUCAUAGCGCCGCUUGUGUUCUUUAUCGCACCGACCGAUCCUCGGUUCCUGAAGACAUUGGACCGUAUCUUGAAGGCUCCAGAGAAGGGUGGCCUCACAAGCACAGGCCUCGUAUAUCGGUACAACGCCGCGAAGAGCGACGAUGGUGUUGGUGGUCGAGAGGGUGCUUUCUCCAUGUGCACAUUCUGGCUUGUUGAAGCUCUUACUCGGGCGGGCGCCUACGACGACAAAUAUCUAAGACAGGGUGUUAACAUCUUUGAAAACAUGCUGAGCUUUGGCAAUCAUCUGCACAUCUUCUCAGAAGAAAUUGCGCGUUCUGGCGAACAACUUGGCAAUACUCCGCAGGCUUUCAGCCACCUGGCCUUGAUCUCAGCAGCCUUCAACUUAAACAGAACGUUGGCAACGCACCACAGACGGUAG